Scylla paramamosain (green mud crab) is the source of this 7037-nucleotide messenger RNA. Its product is annotated as inter-alpha-trypsin inhibitor heavy chain H6-like. Bases 32 to 2293 code for a protein of 753 amino acids. The record is from RefSeq and is a predicted model, not a curated record. NCBI's taxonomy places the organism in Eukaryota, Metazoa, Arthropoda, Malacostraca, Decapoda, Portunidae. The transcript is spliced from 15 exons.
UCAAUCUUCUCCCUCACAGAGCACCCACGUGAUGCAGUGCCACCCGUCGCCGCCGGUGCCUGACGUGGCUUCUUCCUCCUCGUCAUCACUGGGAGGAGCGGCGGCGUCUUCGGGGUCUCAGUGGGAUGACCUUGAGAUCCUGGCGUACCACAUUCAAUCGGUGGUGAUUUCGCGUUACGCCGUCACCACCGUCACCUGUAAGAUCCGCAACCCGACUUUGGAUUCCCGGGAGGCAGCUUUCACCUUCCUGCUGCCUGUCAAUGCCUUCAUCUCCAACCUCACCAUAGAGGCCGGCGGCAAGAACUACACGAGCCUUGUCAGGGAAAAGGAAGAGGCGAGACGCACAUACGAGAAGGCCAAGAGUCAGGGACGAAACACCGCCAUCGUCCACCAGAAAGAGCGAGAGACAUCCAAGUUCCGCGUGGACGUAUCUGUGGCCGAGCAGGACGAGGUGAUCUUCUACCUUACCUAUGAGGAACUUUUGGAGCGUCGCCUGGGCGUGUACUCCCACAAGAUUAACGUGCACCCAGGCUACCCUGUUCGGGACCUGCUGGUCGACGUCACCAUCCACGAGACGCGAGACAUCAACGUGGUGGAGGUGAAGAAGGUUCCCGGCGGUCCGCUCUUCAGGGACGCUGUGGCAACGUGGCGGGAAGGACUGAAGACCGCUCGCCUGCGGUUUCACCCCAACCAUGAGGGGAUUCCCGCGGAUGGGGUGUUGCAUGGCCAGCUGGAGGUGCAGUAUGAUGUGAUGCGAGCCCUGGAUGCUGGCGACGUGCAGGUUGUGGAUGGGUAUUUUGUGCACUUCUUUGCGCCCUCUGACCUGCAGUACACACCCAAGCACAUCACCUUUCUGAUCGACGUGUCAGGCUCCAUGCAUGGCAACAAACUGAUGCAGGUGAAGGAAGCUCUACAGCACAUCUUGACAGAGCUCAACCAAGGUGACACCUUCAACAUCAUCCGCUUCUCAGCCAUAACUCACAAGCUGGGCACCAUGCGAUACACAGGCACUGCUGUCAGGAAAGCCAGAAAGUACAUCAACAGCCUUGAAGUUGAAGGAGGGACAAAUAUUGAUGGCGGCCUUAAGAUGGCACUUUCUCGGCGGCGACCUCUUCCUCGGAUUCAUUUUCAACAUCCUAAUUAUCUGCAGGCGUGUACAGUCAAAGGCAGAAGUAUUGGACGCAAACCAGGCUAUCCUUAUCCACCGGAUGCCAUGGAACAAGAUAUAGAAAGUACUGUGUCAGACUCAGUGCGACCUCACAUCAUUGUGAUGCUGACUGACGGUCAACCUACUGUGGGUGUCACUUCUGAAAACAUCCUCCUCAGGAAUGUGAGAGAGAGAAACAAGGAGAAGGCAACAAUAUUUUGCCUCGGAUUUGGCCCUGGAGCUGAUAUGGAACUUCUUGAAAAAAUAUCCCUCCAGAACCAUGGCAGUGCCAGGAAGAUAUACGAAGACAGUGAUGCAGCAGACCAGCUGAAAGGCUUCUACCAAGAACUGUCUUCCCCAAUCCUCCUUGAUGUGGACUUCAGUUAUUCUACUGAUGCUGUUGUGGUGAACUCACUCAGCAACACUCACUUCUAUAAUUAUUUCAGUGGAACAGAGUUGGUGGUGACUGGCCAGACUCAUUCCACACAGCAGAGCAUCAAGGCCAACAUCACUGGACAGGGCAGGAAUGGGGAGUUCUUCAUGGGAGUAUCUGAGUGGAACAAUGUUGUUCCACCAGAUCAUCACCUUUUGAAUCACCUCCACUUAGCACCUACUCCCAAAAACUUUAUCAAGAGGCUUUGGGCAUUCCUGAAGAUCAAGAACCUGCUGAAUGAGGAGAAGGCAGCUCGAGGUGUCCACGAGAAGGCAUCAGCCCAGAAGAAGGCUCUCAGCAUAGCAUUAGAGAAUCACUUUGUCACACCACUCACCUCACUGGUGGUAGUGCAGCCAGAUGGAGAAAACUGCAAAGACUAUGAAGAGGAUGAUGAAGAUGAAGAAGAAAGUAUGAGACGAAAACCUCUGCCAUCAAAUGCUGCUGAUAAUACCUCAUUUCUCAAUUUUCAAGAUUCUGUUGCUCAAGGAUUCAAUCCUGCCACAAUACAAAUCCGUGGUGGUUUGCUGACUUCUGAAUAUGACUAUGAUGAACAUGCAAUGGAUCAUAAUAAUAUGCGUCUUGCAGAAGGAAAUUACAUGUCAAGUGCAUCCAGGAUUUCAAGUAACAGCUUAUGUGUCUUGCCUCUUUUGGUAUUACUUUUGCAGUUACUAAAUCAGAUAACAACAGCACAGGUCCACUCAACAGUCAAGUGACCCACCUCUGGUUACAGUGGCUCCUGAUCACACUGAGACAGCUCUGGCUCUCAACAGAGUCAACAGGUAAAACUAUCCAUAAAAUCAUUGGCAUUUAAAUUUAGAAAGUAUAUAUAUAUAUAUAUAUAUAUAUAUAUAUAUAUAUAUAUAUAUAUAUAUAUAUAUAUAUAUAUAUAUAUAUAUAUAUAUAUAUAUAUAUAUACAUACCUGGAUUCAUUAUACUACCAUGCAUCAGAACUUCAACAAAAAUAGUAUUUACAUUCAUUGAGAAUGUCUUUCCUAUUCUAAAGUUAUGGGAUAUUGAUGUGUAGACAGUAAUUAUGGAAACAGUUUACUCGCAAUGGUGACUCAGGUGAAAUCUCAAUGCACCAUUCAAGAAAACAUUGAUAGCUGGAGUGUCAAAGUGUGAAGAUUGUUAGUCCUUGUUCAUAAAUAUUUUGAGAGUAGAUGCUAGUUGGUAUUUGUAGUUAUAAGUACAUUUGCAAUGUGCCAAGGAUCACAGUAUGAAAACUGCCUUGGUCGUGAAGCUCUUUGGGAACAAUUUGUAAGGUAGUUUGCUGUAGCUGGCAGUGGUGAGGAUUACUUCUAGAGCCUUUGCUAGGAAGACUUGCCAUUCCUGUGAACAGGACUUCAGCAUUUUGAUGAUGUGGGUUGUUUUUUAAAGCUACUCUGAAUUUUGAAUUGAUAUUGAAUAUAAAAUUACUUUUAUCUUAUGUCAUCAUGAUUCAUGUGAACUGAAAUGUGCUGUGGUUGGCAAAAUGCAAAGAAUAAGGAAUAUUACAAUGAUUUGUUAUCAUCAGAAGCCCUUUACUCAUGGUAGAUGACAUGCACACAACUUUGCUUUGUCAAUAGAUAAUUUGAAUAUUUUUACAUUGAUGAUGCAUUUUACUGCCCUAGUUGGUUUCUAGUUCUCAGUCAGUGGGUGUUUGUCAUCAGCACUUGAUAGUUGGUACAUUCUCAGUACAUAUUACAGAAUAAAUUGUCAUUGAUAUUCAUAAAAAAACUGAUUACUGUGAAGUCACAUACAAGCAUCUUAUGUACUCAUUCUGCAGCGCCUAACAUUUAUUCUCUGGCAAUCACAAAGAAAUUAAAGUAAAAAUAUAGUAGCUGCUUAUUUAUUUUUCUUUGUUUAUUUCACAAAUGUAAUGCAUCAGAUACAGCCUCUGUUAACAAAAUGUUAUGCAUUCAUAUGAUAUUCUACUGAAUGAAAUAAAAGCCAUAUCUUGACAUUUGCCCUUUAAGGAAAAUAUCAGUCUGGAAUACAGAUAGAUAAAUUAAGAUGUACUCAGUAUGACUUAUUAACAAAAAGCUUUGUGCUCAUUCUUCUUGGUCACACUCAUUCAUUUACUUAUGUAAAAUUUUCUUCAAAUCUUAUUCAGUCAAGAAGUUGAUAUGGCAUGCCAUCAUUAUUAGGUAAAAAGCAGGUAGAGAUGCAUGGAUGAUAUAUGAGAGACUUGAAAUUGUAGCUGCCAGCAGAGUUGAUGGAUCUGUAUGGUAUAUGCCUACAUGCUGUAUACAUAAAUAGUUACUCUCUGUUUAUGUUAACCCUUACAAUUCCUAUGGUCUCAUAUAUAAAUAAAAGUGUGUACACUAAAAAUUUAGUCAUAUGGAUAGUUGAAAAAAGUCUUUAACAGUGCCUUUUGCCAACCACUGUACUUUAUUUAAUACAUUUGGCUACAGCAUGAAACAUUUAUAUAUGUAAUGGGUUCCUUGUGGGCUUCAUACACAGUGCAGAAGUGAGAUCUAAAGUUAAGCUUUAGGACAUUCAUUAUAUUUUGUUAUUAUAUAAAUUUAUAUUCUAAACAUACAAAACAUUGGCUUAUGCAACUUACUUAGAUGUUAUUUUGGAAUGUUGUUCAAAUUCUUGUUAGUUUUAUACUUGAGCAAAGAGAGAACAUUUCCCUGACUACCUAGUUACCUUCAGUGGUCUGUUAUGGUGUGAGAAAUUGAUAUUGUGCUAAUGCUGAAUUUUCUUGUGCUAAUGCAAAGCUAGUUUUCUGGAAAAAAAAAAAAAGUUAAAGAGGGAAUUUUAAAUGAUAAUGGUUUGAAUAUAACACCUCUCAUUUUGCUGUCUUCGGUAAUUGUAGUAAUUUCCUGUGAGAAACUUUUGGCAGCAUAAAAUUUGUAUUGACAGGUCUCUGCUUUGGUUAUUUUGAAACUUAUAGGUUCUUUACAUCUAAAUAUUACCAUAUGCUGUUUUGUCAUGCCCAUUUAUUACCAACUGAUAAAAACAUGGACUUAAUUGAAAUUAUUUUCUGUUCUAACUUUUAAAUGUUAAUAUUCACAUUUAAUUCAUUGCAGUUCUGUUCUCAAAGUACGUGUGUAUAUGACCAUCAGUAACUGCACAGUCUCAAUUUAAUUUCAUAUACUUAAGAAUGUUUUAAAGUUUAAAUACUACAUCAUUGUAAAUAAAGUAAACUUUACAAACUAACAGAACUUGUAUUUGAAGGAAUGGUUGGAAUAGAAUUUCAUGCAUGGUGGACAAAUAUUUCUUGGGAGAUGAAUGUUACUUGUUGUUGCAGUACUGUAGGAGAAGUAGGCAGCUAGUAGAGUUCUGAGCAGUAAGCAAGAAAGCUGAACCUCAGAACUACAUGACUUGACACAAUGAGUGGCAGGAAGUGUCCCUGUGUCUGACGGCCUGAAGUGUGUGUCCAGUGUGCAAGGCAAAUGAUACAAUAGGAAGUAAGGAAAAGUAUUUUCUGGAAAGGUGUUUGUGACAGUGUACUUGUGGUGCAGUAGAAGGUACUGAACAACAUUUAUGGAUAUGGUGACUCACUAGAGCCACAUUAGCAGUAUCCUUCAUAUACACAGCUAAGUGUAUAUAAGUUGUAUUAUCAAUUGCAUUUCCUGUUUGUGAAAAUGAAGGUCUGAAAAUAUAAUUUUAGAAAUCCUGGAUUCUUGAAUUAACAUCUGCUCCACAGAAAAAAGAGUUAAUGAAUACAGAUCAGCAGUUCUCAAGGGCAUGAACUGUACUUCCAGGCAAUCGUAGGCAGGUUUUAUAUGAGGUUAGAAUUUGUUUCUGAGGAGAACGACAUUGAAGGCUUCCAUAUUAAAUGAUCAGUAGAAUGUUUAGCAGUUUCCUUUUAGACCUAUGAGAGUAGAUUUCUAGCUUUUGGUUUAGAUUAUCCUAUGGUUAAUGGUCAUUUCGUUUGCAUUUUCUUACCUAGAGUAGGCUGUCUUUUUCAUUUCAUUAUUGCACUAAGUUCUCCAUUAGAUGGAAUAAGUGGUACAAAAAGUGUUCCGUCUAUUGGAAAAUUCCAGGUUUGUGAAUAGCCCAUUAGUCAGAAUAUGAUGGAAGAUUUUGGGAGUAGGUCAUUUUUAUGUAAUCCUGUAUAUAUAACUAGCACUGUCAACUCUCUUGUGGCUUUCCUGAAUCUCAAACCACACAACUUUCAGCAUGAUUAGUGCACUUAAUUAAUCAGCAGUAGAUUGGGUAGAAAUUUAUCAGACAGUAGUGGGAGAAUCAGACCAGAUAUUUUCAACUGCAUUAUUGUUGUCCUCCACCAUGAGUCAGAUUUCAGUACCUUUAUGAGACUGCACACAUGCUUGACUUCAGUUACAAUAUUUUAAGAGCAAGGCAGCUCAGGAAGCACAUCUCUUAACCACAAUGAGCCAGGCCAUUGUUGGUGCCUGCAAGUGCCACAGAAGUUAUAAUGUGCCAUUUUGAUAUCCUUUCAUUGUACAGAAUUGAGUUUCAUUUUUUUUUUUUUUUUAUAUAGCUUCAUUAUUUAGAGAUGCUGUGAAAAUUACUAUCAAAGCUGUAAGAUACAAUCAUGUAAUGGAGACAGGAUGUUAACCAGGAGCUGAACCUGGAGCAGCAAGUAAUGGAUAUGAAUAGGAUCAUCAAACCACAAGUGACCACUACCUGCUGUCCAACAGGAUUUGUUAGUCCAUUGUCACAUCACUGGUAGUUUGUAUUAAAGUCAGUUGAUCAUCCAAAGUUGUUACAUUUCACUAAAGCUCAAGUCUGGCUUGGGUGGCUGGAUUGCAAGGAUGCAGCUUAGAUUAUGCUGUCAGGUAGUAACACGCCUCCUGUUAUUGGUGAUGCAAAGGAGCCAGUUGGAUCUGUAUCAGGCAAUGUUAUAACCUUGAUGUCAAGUCAGUCUGGCUUUGAUUAUGGAGGUUAUAUUGGUGUUGCUAGAUCAAAAUUGUUGAAUAUUUUUUUAAGAUGAUUAGGAAGGAGAUCAGAAAAUUUCUAAGUAGCAGAAUCUCUCCCAAAAAUCUCCUAAUGCAUUUUUGCCCAUCCAGAGAGAACUUAGUGUAUUAUUACUUUAGUUAUUAUGAUUAUUACUAUGGUGUGUGAGUGUGCAGAGUUGCCCUCAUUCAGAUCAAAGUUUCAGCUUGAGGGGGGGAAAUUAAUACUUGUGCUUUACUUUUAGGAAUAAUUUUAUAUGACUUUGCAUAGCUGAAAAUGUGAAGUUAUUCAUACUCCUUACAAUAAGCUUUUUUUAUUAAUGAUAAAGUUACUGGUGUCCUAUAUUUUCUUAAUAAUCAAUUUGAACACCAGUAGCUUUAUGUACUAUUUGUGUGAGUUUCUGAGAUGAUGAAAUUUAAGAUAAGUAAUGUGCCACUAUGUUGAGUCUGAGGAACACACUCCCUGUUCAAGGGGUGAGGAAGCAACAUUGCUGUUCCACCCUUCACUCAGUCCACUGAUAAAAAGGUGUACCAGAAAUGUAACUUGCAUCUAGUGGAUGUGGAAGACUAUGACUAGAAAUAAAAAUGUUCAUUCUAGAUUAUAAUGCAA